AUGCUUGAUAGUGCUAGCAUAGAUCAUGAUCCAAUUUUCAAGGGGAUGUAUAACACCGUUCACAUUGACGAGAAGUGGUUUUAUUUGAAAGAAAAGUCGAAGAAGUUUUACUUGGUCCAUGAUGAAGAAGAUCCAAUUUUCAGUUGUCAAAGCAAAAAUUACAUACCAAAAAUCAUGUUUUUAGUGGCCAUUGCUAGACCAAGAUUUGAUGCACAAGGAAAAGAAAUAUUCUCCGGGAAAAUUGGUGCAUUUCCCUUAAUAACAAGAGAGCCAGCUAGAAGGUCUAGUGUAAAUAGACCUGCUGGUACACUUGAGACAAAACCAAUACAAUCGAUUACUAGAAAUGUCAUCAAGAAAUGUGUGCUUGAGCAAGUUGUACCAUCCAUGAUGGAACUAUGGCCAAUUGAAGAAAGGGGUCAACCAAUAUUUAUUCAACAAGACAAUGCAAAAACACACAUUGAUUCUGAAGAUCAAGAUUUUCGUUGUGUAGCCUCACAAAAUGGAAUUGAUAUUCGUUUGGUGCGUCAACCACCAAACUCUCCUGAUUUAAAUGUUUUAGAUCUUGGUUUCUUUAGGUCAAUUCAAGCCUUACAACACAAGAAGUCUCCUAACUCUGUUGAUGAUAUUGUGGAUGCAGUUCAAAAGUCAUUUGAAGAGUAUGACACUAUCCUGUCAAAUCGUAUAUUUUUAUCACUUCAAUCAUGUAUGAUUGAAAUCAUGAAAGUAAAAGGUACCCACAACUACAAGAUUCCACAUAUGAAAAAAGAACAAUUAGAAAGAAGAAAGGAAUUGCCAACACAAAGGAAAUGUGAUAUUCAAUUGGUGCAAGAGGUUCUUAGUUAUUUAGAUCAAUAG
Molecule: messenger RNA, 855 nt
Organism: Medicago truncatula (barrel medic)
Lineage: Eukaryota; Viridiplantae; Streptophyta; Magnoliopsida; Fabales; Fabaceae
Exons: 1
Coding region: 1-855 (284 amino acids)
Molecular function (GO): nucleic acid binding
Source: RefSeq, a predicted model, not a curated record